Molecule: messenger RNA, 2072 nt
Organism: Carya illinoinensis
Lineage: Eukaryota; Viridiplantae; Streptophyta; Magnoliopsida; Fagales; Juglandaceae
Product: DUF21 domain-containing protein At5g52790-like
Exons: 13
Coding region: 82-1719 (545 amino acids)
Biological process (GO): magnesium ion homeostasis
Cellular component (GO): intracellular membrane-bounded organelle
Source: RefSeq, a predicted model, not a curated record
GACUGCUUCAUAAGAUUAUUAGUUUGUUGUUACAUUUAUUUUCUUUCAUUUCAUUCCGAAGAAUAGUCUUCCAACAACACAAUGGAAGAAUACGACGAGCAUUGUUGCAAGACUGAGUUUUGGGUAUUUUUAAGCAUAAGUUUGGCACUUGUUUCGUUUGCUGGUAUUACAUCUGGUCUCGCUCUAGGACUCUUGUCCUUCAGCCAUGUCGAUCUUGAGGUCCUCAUUAAGUCUGGUCAGCCCCAUGAUCGGAAGAAUGCAGCAAAGAUACUACCAAUUGUUAAGAAUGAGCAUUUACUUUUGUGUACCCUACUCGUGGGGAAAUCACUGGCGAUGGAGGCACUGCCCAUUUUCCUGGAUUCAAUAUUCCCGUCUUGGGCUGCCAUUCUUAUCUCAGUUAUCCUCGUACUUGCAUGUUCAGAGAUCAUCCCUCAAGCUGUCUGUUCCCGGUAUGGACUAAGUCUCGGCGCAAAACUAUCUACCUUUGUCCGGCUGCUUCUGUUGCUCUUCUUUCCCAUAUCAUAUCCAAUCAGUAAGCUCUUGGAUUGGCUCCUUGGGAAGGAGCAUUCUGCAAUCUAUAGACGAGCUGAGCUGAAGACAUUAGUCGAGUUGCAUGCGAAUAAGGCAGGGAAAGGUGGAGACUUGUCGCAUCAUGAAACUACCAUUAUUCAAGGUGCUUUAGAUUUAACACAGAAGACAGCUAUGGACGCUAUGACACCCAUCUCUGAAACCUUUUCUCUAGACCUAAACUCAAAAGUUGAUAUGCAUACAAUGGCUUUAAUAAUGAGCAAAGGUCACAGUCGUAUACCUAUCUACUCUGGAAGCCCGAAAAAUAUUAUUGGCCUCAUUCUGGUUAAGAAUUUGAUCUUCUGCCGCCCUGAAGAUGAAACUCCAAUCAAAUACUUGACUCUAAGGAGAAUACCUAGGGUAGGUGACAACUGGCCACUAUAUGAUAUACUAAAUGAGUUCCAGAAGGGUCACAGCCACAUGGCUGUUGUCAUCAAGAGUAGGAAGGAUGUCAUAGACUCGGAGAAUAGUGCAGUAGUCAAGCAUACCAUGAUUGAUAUUAACUCAAACAAAAUGCGUGCAGAGAGGAAAGGACUAUAUUCUCCACUUCACCGGAAAGAGUAUUCGAAUAUAUCUACAAAUUCAUCCCCUUUAUACUCAAGCGAUACAGAUCAUGAUCACACUUCAACACCGAUGAAUAUCAUGGAACAUGAAAGACAUUCAAAUUCAAAGCAUAAAAGAAGGGAACUAGGAAGUGAAAAUAUUUUAUAUGAGAAUUUAGAAUAUCUUCCAAGCAAUUCGGAUGAGGAGAUAAUUGGAAUCAUAACAAUGGAAGAUGUCAUGGAGGAACUACUACAGGAAGAUAUACUGGAUGAAACUGAUGAAUAUGUUGACGUCCACAAUAAAAUUAGAAUCAACCUGAGAUCUUCAAGAAGAUCAUCAUCUAGAUCUCCCCAAAGAUCUUCUGCUUCCCAUCUUAUCUGGAGAACCCCGGAGCCAUCUCCACUUUCUUCGUACACCCACUUACUUCGUUCACCCAUUUCCCCAUAUGUACAGCCUCCGCUUGUAAGACCAACACUAUAUGCUUCUCCUGGAAGAAUUUCUACACCAAACUCUCCAGCUGGAUCUGCUGGUUGUUUUAUCAGCUCACCUUCCCCACAUCGAGUCUCAAGAAAGUUAUAUGAGAAGCUAUUACGAAGUGGUGAUUCAUGAAGUCCCUAUAUAUACAAGAUGUCAACCAGAAUAAAUUGGAGAAGUUUGCACUUGCAGCAUCCAAAUUCCAAUGAAUCUCUCUCUCUCUCUCUCUCUAAUCAACUCUCUUUGCUUUAUCGGUUUGUGGGGUGCCGUAAAACUCAUUUGCCAUGUAUUGAAGUAUGAAAUAGUUCAUGCAUAUAUAUUGUUGCACAGUUGCUUAAGAAAAAUGGUGCUUGUAAACUACCUUCUAGUUGUGAUGUACGUCAUUAAAGAAACGCAUGCAGGUUCAGGGAAGAUGCUGGGAUUUUCUUGUACAUAUCUGUUCAUGUAUAUAUUCUGGAUGCUGCAUCAAAUCUUUUCAUUCUGAUCUA